GAGUUGUUUCUUAAAAACCGAAACAAAAUAAUUGUACAUGGAAGUACAUGCAUCUUGAGACAAUAAACUUGGUCUAUUCGCCUAAUUUAAAAGAUGACAUAAGUGAAAGGUGUCUGUGCCAGUUGGUCCACUUUCCUCCAAAAAGCAAUGCCGUAGCUGGGCUGGGCUGGGCUGUAACAGGUACCAAUUUCUAGCGCCAUCAUUUCAACGAACUAAAACUUAACUUAUAUACAUUAUAAUUAACUAUACUCUCCUCUGAACGUAUCAACAACUAUGGCUGCGCUCGAUCAACUACCCGCAGAAAUAUCGCAUAUGAUAGCCGGCUUCCUUACGAUUCGUACCGAAACCGGAGACAUCGUAGCGGAUCAAAAAGCGCUCGCAUCUCUUACCCGUGUCAACACGCGACUACGCGACGCGUUUGAUCCAAUCCUAUGGAAAACGAAUGCAGUUUUCUCAGCCCCUGACGGCCCUGAUGGUAGACGUUACCCAAGGUCUGCUGUUCACUGGGCUGCCACAAAAAACAGGAUCGAUAUCCUAGAAAAAGCAUACAAGUAUAAUUUAGCAUUAGGCAUAGCUUGUAAUGGCGCUCCCCUGAAUUCCGCCGCCCGUUUGGGACAAGACGCUGCUGUAUGCUGGUUACUUGACCAUGGAGUACCAACGGAUCCUAGGACCUCCGGGGAAAUCUCGUCUGGACAUCAUAGCAAUGCCCGAAAGGCUGUUCCGUAUUUUCACUCACCAUUAUACACGGCGAUCAAAAUGCGCCAGGAGUCUACGGCCUUGACUCUAUUAUCACGUGGUGCCAAUAUGUGGUUUAGGCGACGAGACGCUCCUGAAGACAAGUUCCGAGAAGCUGCCAUACACAGUGCCGCCUUCUAUGGCUUACCAGCCGUUGUAAAGCACCUCGUUCUAACAAUGGGAAUCGAUGUCGAUGAACUUGACCGCAAGCUCGAGACACCUCUGAAUCACGCGAUGAGACAAUCUGAUAACGAGAAGGCGACUAAUAUGAUCAAAACCUUAUUAGAGCUUGGUGCUGAUAUACACAAAGAACAGGAUUCGGAACUUCCUCUAACUACAGCCAUUCAAUGCAGAAAUUUCUCCAGUGCGAUGUUAUUUUUGGAUGCUAGGCCAAGGGUGAACCUAAGCAACACAGGUCCAGGGAGCAUGUCUCCAUUGGCAGAAUGUGCUUUGUGGGUAGGGGAAGAUCAUGUAUUCCUGUCGGAUGAGGAUGAUAAGGUAAUACUAUCCGAGCAAAGGCAAUUAUUCCAGAAGCUCAUCAUGCGCGGGGCCGAUGUAGAUGCACCUUGCAAUGGACUAGAUACACCCCUCGGCAUUGCCAUACGAAGAGGCACCAACACGGCAGUUCAUGAACUCAUCAUAGGGGGAGCUGAUAUAGAGAAAUGUACAGGGGGUCGUCAGCUUAAGCCAAUCGAUCUCAUAUGGGAUAUUGAAGACACUAUAGAUAUUGCUAUAAAGGGAGCUACCUUAGUUGCAGCAGGUGCUCGUCUAGAUGUUCCUUCUAAGGCGGAUUCUAAAACAUCUCUAGAGAGGGCUGUUUCAUAUAAUAGGUAUGAUGGCAUAGAGGGUCAACCAAUCCUCAGCGCUCUCCUCUGCUCAGCAGGCCGACAAAGUUUUCGGACCGGAUAUCUUGACGAGCUCUUUCAAUAUUGCCUGGAGCAACGCCUCUACGAGCCUGCAAAGAUAUUGAUGCGUCACGGGGCAUCCUCACAGGGAGCAAAGAAAGCUGCUUAUGACUGGGCACAUGAAAUAAUUUGCAGUCCCCCAGACGAUUGCUCUCAACGGAUUUUAUCAUUCUGCCUGGAUUUCCAGUUUUCUAACGACGAAAUUGAAAAUCUCUUCACGGAGGCGCUGAAUUCCGAGGGUGAGGAAUAUUGUCAUUUUCUUAUGGACCGUGGCCUACUGUCGUUUUCUAAAGAACCUAGGCCGUGGUUACAUCUGGCCGUAAAAUAUGAUAACUUUUCACUCACACGACGCCUAUGCAGAGCUGGGAUGGAUAUCAAUGCACUCGACAUCAGCUCUGAGACACCUAUGAUGGUAGCUCUGGAAGCUGAACAUUAUGCCAUAGUUGAUCUACUUUUCGACCUCGGGGCGGAUCCAUUUCAUCCUCGGCCUGAUGUAGAAUGCCGACGGUCGCAGGAUUGGUAUUAUUUUAGGAAAAUCAUAUCACCUUUCGAGUAUGCAGUGCGCCGUCCUAGGUACCACGAACUUGCGAGAAGAUGGUGGCGAGAUUCUCCGCUAGAGUUUAUAACUCAGGAGGACUUAUACACUCCCCGUGUUCUCACUACGAACGACUACUGUGAGAGAUUUAUCGAUAGAUUGCGCCAAUAUACUAGAAGCGGCUCGAAAGACACCGAGCGACCUACCAGCCGUCCGACCAUGAGAAAUGCAGAGGAACAGAUAAGGUUUAAAGAAAAGAUAUCCAUCGCACGGGAAGAGGUAUGGGUCACUUGCAGGGACACUUUAGAGGACGAUAUACUAAAGGAGGACUGGGGCUGGACCGAGGACUAGGUAUGCAGAAGGGGCAAAUAGACGAGUGAUAAGCCUCGUAGACGCUUACCAGUAAGGAGGCAAUGGCACAACGCGCCGUAUCAAGGGUCACUGAAGAGUGAGGGUAUUGUAUGACUAGGAGAGUAAGCUCUGACUAUCUACCUAUCUAAUGAGUGUAUAAAGAGUGUAGCAUAGUUAGCCCUGUAUUUAUCCCUAACAAGGUAGCCCAGAUGUCCUCAGGUUAAGGCCUGUCUAAAUAUAUACAACUUUCCAUAUA
Molecule: messenger RNA, 2782 nt
Organism: Daldinia loculata
Lineage: Eukaryota; Fungi; Ascomycota; Sordariomycetes; Xylariales; Hypoxylaceae
Product: ankyrin
Exons: 1
Coding region: 274-2526 (750 amino acids)
Molecular function (GO): protein binding
Source: RefSeq, a predicted model, not a curated record